UCUAUUAAUGUUGCUUAUUGUUUUUUGGUGUUAAAAAUGACGACAAGAAAUCCAGCUGACUGAGAUAUAAAAUCGAAGGCUGAAAAACAAAAUAAGUGGUAUAAUUGGAGGUGUGUGUUACUAGUUCCGGGUGGUGUAUUUGCAAGUUUGGUUCCCGCUACUUAGAAGGAACUCAUCAAACAAUAUGCUGCAUAAUGGACAACUCCGAACUCUGGUCCAAAGAAUUAGCAAAAAGAAAAUAUUGCCAUCUUGGGUAGUGAUUAGUUCAAACGCAUCAACAACGAAUGAAGCCUCAAAUCAGAGUAAAUGGUCACAGAAGAAACACACCAAACAGAAAUUCCAACGGCAUCUUCAUACGAGUGGUAAAUGUUGUUACAACUGUAACACUCCUGUGAUAUAUGAACCGUGGAUGGACGAAGACAUCAUCUGUGUCUUGCAGGGAAGUUGCAUGCCCGGUAGUACUCGUUACUGCAGGACCAAUUCUAUGUUUGGAAAAAUGGAUAUCACUGAUAUUAUGCAAGGGGUACCCUUUGCGAGAAAGUUCUCAACUCUAGCUGGAAAUCCUAGAUUUUCAUCAGACGUCAACAGAUAUCAUCACACCUUUACCGAUGGAGCACAGUCCUCUUUAGGAGGAGUACACGCCUUAAAAUAUUAUCAACCAGAGUUUGCAUUAUUCAGUAAGACAAAAAAAAAAUUUAGUAUGGUUAAUAACAACCCCUUUAUGCAAUUAAAUCAGCACUGCCUUUACUCAACAUCAGCCCUGAGAAACGCAACAGAUACAAAUGAGGAGGGAAUGUCUGACGUAAAUAAGUCAUUGAGUCAGCGUGCGAAACUGAAGCGAGCUGUGAAGGAGUAUGGUGGCACUGUUGUAGUCUUUCAUGUCUGUAUCUCACUUGCCUCCCUUGGUGGAUUUUAUCUCGCUGUCUCAAGUGGCCUCGAUGUAGCAGCGAUGCUGAAGUUUGUUGGAUUCAGUGAAGAAGUGAUCCAAGCUCGUAUGGCAACAAAUGCAAGUACAUUCGUGAUUGCAUAUGCGGUCUACAAACUCUUUAUGCCUGUUCGUGUAGGUAUAACGUUGACUGUUGCACCAUUACUGGUUCAAUAUCUGCGUCGAAUUAAUGUCUUGAAGCCACCAAAGAAAUGAGCGUCAAAUUUUUAAGGAAGUAAUUUUGAAAAGGAAGAUAUUGCCAAAAUUAUACUCGACAUGUUGACAUAAACGUCACUCUAUAAAUUGUCAAGGACUUUCGUUCUGCCACUGAGAGCACUGCAUACAUUUCUUGGACUUUUUACUUAAGGCUACCAUUCUACAGUAAUUCUAUGGAACCAUUCAGAACUCUGCAUCAGUAACAAGCAGCAACAGUAACAUUGUUUUCAUUUGUAUACAUUUUAAGAAAAUACUGCAUUUAUAUGGAAAAAUAUAAAUUAUUUCAUAUAAAAAGAGCUACUGUAUAUAUUGAAGCAAAAUCUGCUGUAAAUGUCUAUGUAAAAGUUAUGUUUAGGAAAUGUUUCUAAACAAAGAAAAAAAAAUGGAAUGAGAAAAAUAUACUGUAUAAUUAACAAUUAAAUAAAGCUGAGGAGUGUCCUCAUGUACCCAGUACACCAAUUGUUUUCAUUUGGCUUAUUAGUCAUUGAAUCAAGCAUCAUGUAGCAGAUUUCUCUGUUGACUAUUAAGCUUGCCACAGGAUUCAUUUUUUUUUUUAAUGAUUGUACUGUACUGUUGUAUAGACAGAUUUAAAGAAUAAAUAAAAAUUAUUGUACAUAGAGGGAAGUAGAUAAAUAUAGUGUAUAUGUAUACAGUUAACCUUUCCUAAUUCAACUUUGCCUAACUUGAAUAAUCGAUCUUAUUUUACAUGCCAGAGUGUUGUGUUUUCCAUUAAUUAACAAUCUACAAGUCACAUUUUAUCUAAAACACACAAUUCUUCAAUGCCAUUUUGGAUUUGACUUAGGCAAGUUCAGCUGUAUACAGAAUUCUAGUCAUCACAUUUAUCAUGAAAUGUAUUUGAAACUGCUGUACAGUACUGUAAACUGUACUAUAUAUAAGAUAGAUACUUAUAGAAAGGUAAAACACAAGAAAAUGUUCCAACAACAUUGAAAUUUUUUGAUAAUGAAAACUUUUUAUUUUUAAUAAGACUUACUUACAAAAAUGGAAUAGCUUGUGGUUUUUUAACAUGUUUUUAAUAAACACUUUUAUUUAUAAUAAAUGUACAUUAUCACUAAGAGAA
Anneissia japonica is the source of this 2219-nucleotide messenger RNA. RefSeq lists its product as uncharacterized. Gene Ontology annotation, cellular component: mitochondrion. Bases 185 to 1141 code for a protein of 318 amino acids. The record is from RefSeq and is a predicted model, not a curated record. The transcript is spliced from 3 exons. Lineage: Eukaryota; Metazoa; Echinodermata; Crinoidea; Comatulida; Comatulidae.